Solanum tuberosum (potato) is the source of this 824-nucleotide messenger RNA. RefSeq names its product phytoene synthase 2, chloroplastic-like. The transcript is spliced from 5 exons. NCBI's taxonomy places the organism in Eukaryota, Viridiplantae, Streptophyta, Magnoliopsida, Solanales, Solanaceae. Gene Ontology annotation, molecular function: squalene synthase [NAD(P)H] activity. The record is from RefSeq and is a predicted model, not a curated record. The coding region runs from base 1 to 762 and encodes 253 amino acids. Gene Ontology annotation, biological process: biosynthetic process.
AUGUAUUCACGUUUCCAAGAAGGACUAGAUCUUGCCAAUGAGAAAUUUCCACUUAAGAUUGAAAAAACAUGUGGUGUUUUUGGCUUGCUCGUUAAAUUAAUUUUGUGGUGCAGGAGAAUUAAUGAGCUUGUUGAUGGCCCUAAUGCGUCACACAUAAUUCCAGAAGCUUUAGAUAGGUGUGAGGAAAGUCUGGAAGAUAUUUUUAACGGGAGGCUAUUUGAUUUGCUUGAUGCAGCCUUAUCCGAUACUGUUUCCAGAUUUCCUGUUGAUAUUCAGCCAUUCAGAGAUAUGGUUGAAGGAAUGCGUAUGGACUUGUGGAAAUUCAGAUACAACAACUUCGAUGAGCUAUAUCUAUAUUGUUACUAUGUCGCUGGUACAGUAGGAUUGAUGAGUGUUCCAGUUAUGGGCAUUGCACCUGAAUCAAAGGCAACAACAGAGAGUGUAUAUAAUGCAGCUUUGGCUUUAGGGAUCGCAACUCAACUAACCAAUAUACUCAGAGAUGUAGGAGAAGAGCUUGCUCUUAUGAAACUUAUAAAGCUAAAUUGUUGCGCACGGGCAAUGAAUCAUCUAGUACCUCAAGAUGAAUUAGCACAGGCAGGGCUCUCCGAUGAAGACAUUUUUGCUGGAAGAGUGACUGAUGAGUGGAGGAUAUUUAUGAAGAAGCAAAUUCAGAGGGCAAGGAAAUUCUUUUAUGAGGCAGAAAAAGGUGUCAUAGAAUUGAGCUCUGUCAGUAGAUGGCCGAGGAGAGGAAAAAGAUCUUGAACAACGUUCGUCAUAAACUGAAGGUAUGUUGUGUGUCUAAGAGCACAAACUGUUUUAGUUUA